This is a messenger RNA of Arabidopsis lyrata subsp. lyrata, 1356 nucleotides long. Its product is annotated as glycine-rich cell wall structural protein 2. Gene Ontology annotation, molecular function: RNA binding. The transcript is spliced from 11 exons. Bases 145 to 1098 code for a protein of 317 amino acids. The record is from RefSeq and is a predicted model, not a curated record. Lineage: Eukaryota; Viridiplantae; Streptophyta; Magnoliopsida; Brassicales; Brassicaceae.
UAACAACGGCGUAUAAAAAAAAACAGAAACGAGAAGAAGUUUUCAAUCUCUCGUCCAAUUUUCUUCUGGGCAAAAACCAACAUUUAUCCUUAUCCGAUUCUUCUAGGGUUUUGGGAAGAUCUAACCAGAGCAGUCGCAACAAAGAUGGAUAAGUAUCAGAGAGUCGAGAAGCCGAAGGCGGAUACGCCGAUUGCUGAGAAUGAGAUUCGUAUCACCAGUAUGGGUAGGGCACGAAACUACAUCACCUAUGCGAUGGCUCUUCUUCAGGAAAACAAAUCGAAUGAAGUUAUUUUCAAGGCUAUGGGAAGAGCUAUCAACAAGAGUGUGAACAUAGUUGAGCUGAUUAAGAGAAGGAUUCCUGGUCUUCAUCAGAUCACAUCUAUUGGAUCCACAGACAUAACAGAUACCUGGGAACCUACAGAGGAAGGCCUUCUUCCAAUUGAGACCACAAGGCAUGUGUCGAUGAUAACCAUAACACUUUCGAAGGAGGAGUUGAACACAUCCUCGAUUGGGUACCAGUGUCCUAUUCCUAUUGAGAUGGUGAAGCCAUUCGCUGAGGUUGAUUACGAAGGACAAGAGGGAUCUCCUAGAGGCAGAGGAAGAAGAGGCAGAGGAGGAAGAGGGAGAGGAAGGGGAAGAGGCGGCAGAGGAAAUGGAUAUGUGAAUGCUGAGUAUGAUGAUGGAGGAAGGGGAAGAGGUGGCAGAGGAAACGGAUAUGUGAACAAUGAGUAUGAUGAUGGAGGAAGGGGAAGAGGCGGCAGAGGAAGUGGAUAUGUGAACAAUGAGUAUAAUGAUGGAGGUAUGGAGCAGGACCGGUCAUAUGGCAGAGGACGAGGGCGUGGGAGAGGAGGAGGACGUGGUGGUCGAGGAAGAGGAGGUUACAAUGGCCCCCCACCUUACUAUGAAGCUCAACCUUACUAUGAAGCUCAACAAGGUGGAGACUAUGGAAACAAUGCUGCUCCUCCAGCAGACCAUGAAUAUGAUGGUCCUCCGCCUCAAGGCCGUGGACGUGGCCGUGGAAGGGGAGGUCGUGGAAGAGGAGGAGGCCGUAGUGGAUUGAACAGAUCAAAUGGAGCACCUAUUCAGGCUGCUGCUUGAGCGACCAGGGUCAUUGAAUGAAGUUGGAUUUUUUUUACAUUGUCAUGUUUUUGUCUCUUUUCUUCAAAACAACUUGUUGCCGUAGAAUAAUCUCUCGUUCAUGUCGCUCUAGGUUAUAUAUAUAUCCUCAUUUAUUUACUAUGGACGUCGUUUUGGAUGUUUCCAGUUUUUGUUCCUUCUAAAGAGUUUUCCAGUUUUGUCUCUGUUUAGAGUUUUGGAUAAGUGACACGCAAGAAAUAUGAUAGAACUCGCAAAGCA